Gallus gallus (chicken) is the source of this 12348-nucleotide messenger RNA. RefSeq lists its product as uncharacterized. The record is from RefSeq and is a predicted model, not a curated record. The transcript has 4 exons. Lineage: Eukaryota; Metazoa; Chordata; Aves; Galliformes; Phasianidae. The coding region runs from base 783 to 3641 and encodes 952 amino acids.
AUGGGAGGAUGGGUGGAGGAACGGAAGGAUGGAGGGAUCAGCAGAGGAAAGAACUGUUGGAGGGAUGGAAGGACGGACGGACGGACAUACGGGAUGGACAGACAAGUGGAUGCACAUACAGAUGGACGGACGGAUGGACGGAUGGACGGACGGAUGGACAGAUGAAUGGAGAGACCACAGGCCGGUCACCACCAUCCCCCCCAAAACCACCACCCCCCCCUCCGCCGCCCCACUGGCGCCAGCUCUGACCCAAAUCCACCCAGCCCCAGAUCUUAUCUCUGCCCCAAAGACCAACGUGCCCCCAGGACCCACCCCCUUCAUGGGGACCAGUGGGGGUGGCCUUGGAGGGGGGGGGGUUGGGGGGAACGGGGGGUGGAACCCACAUCCCAUUGGUUGGAGCCACCCCCUUGGCUGCUACAAAAACUCGGAACCUUCUGAGGAGGCUCAGCUCUACAGCUCCGGCAUGAGUCCUCUCUGAGGAGUGGUGAAGAUGGUACUUCACGGCCUGGUUCUCCUCUGGAGUUGGUUCCUGCUGCGAUGUGGUGCAGACCCACAGCCCCACACCAGCAACAAGCUGUGCUCUGGGGUCCGCUGUGGACCUGGGAUGGUUUGUAGGGUUUUGGAUGAUGGACCCAAAUGUGUCACAGUGCCCUCGUGCAAGAACUACCCGUGCCCAAAAGCUGGAACAGAGUGCCAGAUGCUGCACGGGCGGCCCAGAUGCGUCCCAUUGCCUUCAUGCAAGAACACCCGUUGUGAAGCAGGAACGGAGUGCAGGAUGGUGAAUGGGUCACCCCAGUGCAUCCCUCUGCCUUCCUGUAAGAACACCCGUUGUGGUGCUGGAACGGAAUGUAAGAUGGUGGAUGGGUCACCCCAGUGCAUCCCACUGCCUACGUGCAAGAACACCCGUUGCGAUGAGGGAACAGAGUGCAAGAUGGUGCAUGGAUCACCACAGUGCAUCCCAUUGCCUUCAUGCAAGAACACCCGUUGUGAAGCAGGAACAGAGUGCAGGAUGGUGCAUGGAUCACCCCAAUGCAUCCCAUUGCCUUCGUGCAAGAACACCCGUUGCGAUGAGGGAACAGAGUGCAAGAUGGUGCAUGGAUCACCACAGUGCAUCCCAUUGCCUUCAUGCAAGAACACCCGUUGUGAAGCAGGAACAGAGUGCAGGAUGGUGCAUGGAUCACCCCAAUGCAUCCCAUUGCCUUCGUGCAAGAACACCCGUUGCGAUGAGGGAACAGAGUGCAAGAUGGUGCAUGGAUCACCACAGUGCAUCCCAUUGCCUUCAUGCAAGAACACCCGUUGUGAAGCAGGAACAGAGUGCAGGAUGGUGCAUGGAUCACCCCAAUGCAUCCCAUUGCCUUCGUGCAAGAACACCCGUUGUGAAGCAGGCACAGAAUGCAAGAUGGUGCAUGGAUCUCCCCAGUGCAUCCCUUUGCCUUCCUGUAAGAACACCCGUUGUGAAGGAGGAACAGAAUGCAAGAUGGUGCAUGGAUCACCACAGUGCAUCCCAUUGCCAUCCUGCAAGAACACCCGUUGUGAAGCAGGCACAGAAUGCAAGAUGGUGCACGGAUCUCCCCAGUGCAUCCCACUGCCUUCAUGCAAGAACACCCGUUGUGAAGCAGGAACACAGUGCAGGAUGGUGCACGGAUCUCCCCAGUGCAUCCCACUGCCUUCAUGCAAGAACACCCGUUGUGAAGCAGGAACACAGUGCAGGAUGGUGCACGGAUCUCCCCAGUGCAUCCCACUGCCUUCAUGCAAAAACACGCGUUGUGAAGCAGGAACACAGUGCAAGAUGGUGCAUGGAUCUCCCCAGUGCAUCCCAUUACCUUCAUGCAAGAACACGCGUUGUGAAGCAGGCACAGAAUGCAAGAUGGUGCACGGAUCUCCCCAAUGCAUCCCAUUGCCUUCAUGCAAGAACACGCGUUGUGAAGCAGGAACAGAAUGCAAGAUGGUGCACGGAUCUCCCCAAUGCAUCCCAUUGCCUUCAUGCAAGAGCAUGCGUUGUGAAGCAGGAACAGUGUGCAGGAUGGUGCUUGGAUCUCCCCAGUGCAUCCCAUUGCCUUCAUGCAAGAACACGCGUUGUGAAGCAGGCACAGAAUGCAAGAUGGUGCACGGAUCUCCCCAGUGCAUCCCAUUGCCUUCAUGCAAGAACACGCGUUGUGAAGCAGGAACAGAAUGCAAGAUGGUGCACGGAUCUCCCCAAUGCAUCCCAUUGCCUUCAUGCAAGAGCAUGCGUUGUGAAGCAGGAACAGUGUGCAGGAUGGUGCUUGGAUCUCCCCAGUGCAUCCCAUUGCCUUCAUGCAAGAACACGCGUUGUGAAGCAGGCACAGAAUGCAAGAUGGUGCAUGGAUCACCCAAAUGUGUUCCUCUUCCUUCCUGCAAAAACACCCGCUGCGAAUCUGGAACGGAGUGUAAGAUGGUGGAGGGUGUGCCCAAAUGCGUCCCAUUGCCAUCCUGCAAGAACAUCCGUUGUGAUGCGGGCACAGAGUGCAAGAUGGUGGGCGGAUGGCCCAAGUGCAUCCCGUUGCCAACCUGCAAGAACACCCGUUGUGAAGCAGGAACACAGUGCAGGAUGGUGCAUGGAUCACCACAGUGCAUCCCAUUACCAUCAUGCAAGAACACCCGUUGUGAAGCAGGCACAGAAUGCAAGAUGGUGCAUGGGUCACCCCAGUGCAUCCCGUUGCCAUCCUGCAAGAACACCCGUUGUGAAGCAGGAACACAGUGCAGGAUGGUGCAUGGAUCACCACAGUGCAUCCCAUUACCAUCAUGCAAGAACACCCGUUGUGAAGCAGGAACAGAAUGCAAGAUGGUGCAUGGAUCACCCCAGUGCAUCCCGUUGCCAUCCUGCAAGAACACCCGUUGUGAAGCAGGAACACAGUGCAGGAUGGUGCAUGGAUCUCCCCAGUGCAUCCCAUUGCCAUCCUGCAAGAACACCCGCUGCGGUGAAGGAACUCGGUGCAAGGUGGUGGAUGGGAUACCCAAAUGCGUCCCGUUGCCUUCCUGCAACAACUUCCAAUGCAACACGGGAACGGCGUGCAGGAUGGUGGGUGGGUGGCCCCAAUGCGUCCCAUUGCCUUCCUGCAAGAACACCCGUUGUGGUGCAGGAACUCGGUGCAAGGUGGUGGACGGGGUCCCCAAAUGCGUCCCGUUGCCUUCCUGCAACAACUUCCACUGCAAGGCCGGAACGCGAUGCAGGAUGCUGGGUGGGUGGCCUCAGUGCGUCCCCGUCCCAUCGUGUCGGGUGUUCCCCUGCAAGGAAGGGACGCGGUGCCAGAUGGUGGCCGGGAAACCACGCUGCAUCCCCAAACCUUCCUGCCGUCACCUCAGCUGCGAGGAGGGCACACGGUGCAAGAUGGUGGACGACUGGCCUCGCUGCGUGCACGUCUCGCCGAGCUGCCGGGAUAUCCGCUGCCAGAAGGGGACCCGUUGCCAGAUGGUGGAGGGGUGGCCCAAGUGUGUGCACAAGUUGCUCCUCCGCAGGGAAGUGCCUCCAUCGCCGGCUCUCUCUUGCGACAACGUCCCCUGCGAGAGCGGGACGGCGUGCAGGAUGGAGGGCGGUUCGCCUCGCUGUGUGCCAAGCAAGAUGUCCCCAGCGCAGCCUUCUUGCAGAGUGCACUGCCCCAAGAGGACCACGUGCCAGAUGAGAGAUGGGUGGCCCCACUGCGUCCACCUCGCUCCCUCCUGCAGCGCCAUCCAAUGCCAGAAGGGAACUGAGUGCCAAAUAGUCGACGGUUGGCCACGGUGCGUCCAAAGCAAGGCAUCCCAGGGACAACCUUGCCGGGAUUUCCCCUGUCCCAAAGGGACCUCGUGCAAGGUGACCGACGGCCAACCCCACUGCGUCCACAACCCGCCCUCCUGCCAUGACAUCCAGUGCCAGAAGGGAACCGUGUGCCACAUGGUCAACGACUGGCCAUGGUGUGGUCCCACCAAGGCGCCCCACGUGCCAACCGUUCAGACGACCCCGACCUGUGAGGACAUCCGUUGCCAAAAGGGGAUGGUGUGCAAAAUGCUGGAGGGGUGGCCCAAAUGUGUUGGCCCCAUACCAUCAUGUGGGGACAUCCAAUGUUCCCUGGGCACCGUGUGCAAGAUGGUCAACGGUUGGCCAAAAUGUGCCCACGAACCGCUCUCUUGCAGCAACAUCCACUGCCAGAAGGGGACCACGUGCCAGAUGGUGGAUGGUUGGCCACGCUGCAUCCAAAUCAAGGUGGCCCCAAGGCGACCUUCUUGCAGGGACAUCCACUGUCCUAAAGGGGCCACGUGUAAGAUGAUGGAUGGACAUCCCCAGUGUGUCCAUGACCAGCCCAGCUGCAGUGACAUCCAUUGCUCCAAGGGAACCACGUGCCAGAUGGUGGAUGGUUGGCCACGCUGCAUCCAACUCAAGGUAUCUCCAAGGCAGCCUUCCUGCAGUGACCUUCACUGUCCAAAAGGAGCUACUUGUAAGAUGGUGGAUGGACAUCCCCAGUGUGUCCAUGACCAACCCACCUGCAGUGACAUCCAGUGCCAAAAAGGAACCACGUGCCAGAUGGUGGAUGGUUGGCCACGGUGUGUCCAACUCGAGGUAUCUCCAAGGAAGCCUUCCUGCAGUGACCUCCACUGCCCUAAAGGAACCACGUGUAAGAUGAUGGAUGGACAUCCCCAGUGUGUCCAUGACCAGCCCAGCUGCAGUGACAUCCAGUGCUCCAAGGGGACCACGUGCCAGAUGGUGGAAGGUUGGCCACGGUGCGUCCAACUCAAGGUGGCCCCAAGGAAGCCUUCCUGCAGUGACAUCCAUUGCCCUAAAGGAACCACGUGCAAGAUGGUGCAUGGACAUCCUCAGUGUGUCCAAAAUCAACCCACCUGCAGUGACAUCCAGUGCCAGAAAGGAACCACGUGCCAGAUGGUGGAUGGUUGGCCACGGUGUGUCCAACUCAAGGUGGCCCCAAGGAGACCUUCCUGCAGUGACCUCCACUGUCCCAAGGGAACUACGUGUAAGAUGAUGGAUGGACAUCCCCAGUGUGUCCAUGACCAGCCCACCUGCAGUGACAUCCAGUGCUCCAAGGGAACCACGUGCCAGAUGGUGGAUGGAUGGCCACGCUGCAUCCAAAUCAAGGUAUCUCCAAGGCAGCCUUCCUGCAGUGACCUCCAUUGUCCGAAGGGCACUACUUGUAAGAUGAUGGAUGGACAUCCCCAAUGCAUCCAAAAUCAACCUACCUGCAGUGACAUCCAGUGCCAGAAAGGAACCACGUGCCAGAUGGUGGAUGGAUGGCCACGCUGCAUCCAACUCAAGGUGGCCCCAAGGAGACCUUCCUGCAGUGACCUCCAUUGUCCCAAGGGAACCACGUGCCAGAUGGUGGAUGGUUGGCCACGGUGUGUCCAACUCAAGGUAUCUCCAAGGCAGCCUUCCUGCAGCGACCUCCAUUGUCCCAAGGGAACUACGUGUAAGACGGUGGAUGGACAUCCCCAAUGUGUCCAUGACCAGCCCACCUGCAGUGACAUCCAGUGCUCCAAGGGAACCACGUGCCAGAUGGUGGAUGGUUGGCCACGCUGCAUCCAACUCAAGGUGGCCCCAAGGAGACCUUCCUGCAGUGACCUCCACUGCCCUAAAGGAACCACGUGUAAGAUGGUGGAUGGACAUCCCCAGUGCGUCCAAAAUCAACCUACCUGCAGUGACAUCCAGUGCCAGAAGGGAACCACGUGCCAGAUGUUGGAUGGUUGGCCACGUUGCAUCCAACUCAAGGUAUCUCCAAGGAAGCCUUCCUGCAGUGACCUUCACUGCCCUAAAGGAACCACGUGUAAGAUGAUAGAUGGACAUCCCCAAUGUGUCCAUGACCAGCCCACCUGCAGUGACAUCCAGUGCCAGAAGGGAACCACGUGCCAGAUGGUGGAUGGUUGGCCACGCUGCAUCCAACUCAAGGUAUCUCCAAGGAAGCCUUCCUGCAGUGACCUCCAUUGUCCGAAGGGCACUACUUGUAAGAUGAUGGAUGGACAUCCCCAAUGCGUCCAAAAUCAACCUACCUGCAGUGACAUCCAGUGCCAGAAAGGAACCACGUGCCAGAUGGUGGAUGGAUGGCCACGCUGCAUCCAACUCAAGGUUGCCCCAAGGCAACCUUCCUGCAGUGACCUCCACUGCCCUAAAGGAACCACGUGUAAGAUGGUGGAUGGACAUCCCCAGUGUGUCCAUGACCAGCCCACCUGCAGUGACAUCCAUUGCUCCAAGGGAACCACGUGCCAGAUGGUGGAAGGUUGGCCACGUUGCAUCCAACUCAAGGUAUCUCCAAGGAAGCCUUCCUGCAGUGACCUCCACUGUCCCAAGGGAACUACUUGUAAGAUGAUGGAUGGACAUCCCCACUGUGUCCAUGACCAGCCCACCUGCAGUGACAUCCAGUGCCAAAAAGGAACCACGUGCCAGAUGGUGGAUGGUUGGCCACGGUGUGUCCAACUCGAGGUAUCUCCAAGGAAGCCUUCCUGCAGUGACCUCCACUGCCCUAAAGGAACCACGUGUAAGAUGAUGGAUGGACAUCCCCAGUGUGUCCAUGACCAGCCCAGCUGCAGUGAGAUCCAGUGCUCCAAGGGGACCACGUGCCAGAUGGUGGAUGGUUGGCCACGGUGCGUCCAACUCAAGGUGGCCCCAAGGAAGCCUUCCUGCAGUGACAUCCAUUGCCCUAAAGGAACCACGUGCAAGAUGGUGCAUGGACAUCCUCAGUGUGUCCAAAAUCAACCCACCUGCAGUGACAUCCACUGCCAGAAGGGAACCACGUGCCAGAUGGUGGAUGGUUGGCCACGUUGCAUCCAACUCAAGGUAUCUCCAAGGCAGCCUUCCUGCAGUGACCUCCAUUGUCCCAAGGGAACUACUUGUAAGAUGAUAGAUGGACAUCCCCAGUGUGUCCAAAAUCAACCUACCUGCAGUGACAUCCAGUGCCAGAAAGGAACCACGUGCCAGAUGGUGGAUGGUUGGCCACGCUGCGUCCAACUCAAGGUAUCUCCAAGGAGACCUUCCUGCAGUGACCUCCACUGCCCUAAAGGAACCACGUGUAAAAUGAUGGAUGGACAUCCCCAGUGUGUCCAAAACCAGCCCACCUGCAGUGACAUCCAGUGCUCCAAGGGAACCACGUGCCAGAUGGUGGAUGGUUGGCCACGGUGUGUCCAACUCAAAGUAUCUCCAAGGCAGCCUUCCUGCAAUGACAUGCACUGUCCCAAGGGAACUACUUGUAAGAUGAUAGAUGGACAUCCUCAGUGUGUCCAAAAUCAACCUACCUGCAGUGACAUCCAGUGCUCCAAGGGCACCACGUGCCAGAUGGUGGAUGGUUGGCCACGCUGCAUCCAACUCAAGGUGGCCCCAAGGCAACCUUCCUGCAGUGACCUCCAUUGUUCCAAGGGAACUACGUGUAAGAUGGUGGAUGGACAUCCCCAGUGUGUCCAUGACCAGCCCAGCUGCAGUGACAUCCAGUGCUCCAAGGGAACCACGUGCCAGAUGGUGGAUGGAUGGCCACGCUGCAUCCAACUCAAGGUGGCCCCAAGGAGACCUUCCUGCAGUGACCUCCAUUGUCCGAAGGGAACUACGUGUAAGAUGGUGGAUGGACAUCCCCAGUGUGUCCAAAAUCAACCUACCUGCAGUGACAUCCAGUGCCAGAAGGGAUCCACAUGCCAGAUGGUGGAUGGUUGGCCACGGUGUGUCCAACCCAAGAUGACAAAAAGGCAACAUUCCUGCAGGGACGUGCAGUGUCCCAAAGGGACCUCAUGUCGGAUAAGAGAUGGAUGGCCCCACUGUGUGCAGAACCAGCCCUCCUGCCAGGAUGUCCAAUGUCAGAAGGGAACGGAGUGUGUGAUGGUGGAUGGUUGGCCACAGUGCGUCCAAAUUAAGACUUCCAUCAGGAGACCCACCUGUAGUGAUGUCCAUUGUUCCAAGGGGACUGUGUGUGAGAUGGUGGAUGGAUGGCCUCAAUGUUUGCAACCCAAGGUGGCCCCAAAGCAGCCUUCUUGCAACGACAUGCAGUGUCCCAAAGGGACCUCAUGUAGGAUGACAGAUGGAUGGCCCCACUGUGUGCAGAACCAGCCCUCCUGUCAUGAUAUCCAAUGUCAGAAGGGAACCGUGUGCCAGAUGGUCAAUGGUUGGCCUCAGUGUGUCCAGACAAAGUCUUCCAUCAGGAGACCCACCUGUAGUGACGUUCGGUGCUCCAAAGGUUCAGUGUGUGAGAUGGUGGAUGGAUGGCCUCAGUGUGUUCAAAUCAAGGUGGCCCAAAGGCAGCCUUCUUGCAAGGACAUGCAGUGUCCCAAGGGGGCCUCGUGUAGGAUGACAGAUGGGUGGCCCCACUGUGUGCAGAACCAGCCCUCCUGCCAGGACGUCCAAUGUCAGAAGGGAACCGAGUGCCAGAUGGUGGAUGGAUGGCCUCAUUGUGUCCAAAUCAAGACUUCCAUCAGGAGACCCACCUGUAGUGACGUUCGGUGCUCCAAGGGGACGGUGUGUCAGAUGGAGGAUGGAUGGCCUCGAUGUGUUCAACCCAAGGUGGUCCCAAAGCAGCCUUCUUGCAAGGACUUUCAGUGUCCCAAAGGGACGUCAUGUAGGAUGACAGAUGGGUGGCCCCACUGUGUGCAGAACCAGCUGUCCUGCCAGGAUGUCCAAUGUCAGAAGGGAACCGUGUGCCAGAUGGUGGAUGGAUGGCCUCAUUGUGUCCAGACGAAGACUUCCAUCAGGAGACCCACCUGCAGUGAUGUUCGGUGCUCCAAAGGGACAGUGUGUGAGAUGGUGGAUGGAUGGCCUCAAUGUGUUCAACCCAAGGUGGUCCCAAAGCAGCUUUCUUGCAAGGACAUGCAGUGUCCCAAAGGGAGCUCAUGUAGGAUGACAGAUGGAUGGCCCCACUGUGUGCAGAACCAGCCGUCCUGUCAUGAUAUCCAAUGUCAGAAGGGAACGGAGUGCCAGAUGGUGAAUGGUUGGCUUCAGUGUGUCCAAAUCAAGACCUCUGUCAGGAGACCCACCUGUAGUGAUGUUCGGUGCUCCAAGGGGACGGUGUGUCAGAUGGUGGAUGGAUGGCCUCAGUGUCUUCAACCCAAGGUGGCCCCAAGGCAACCUUCAUGCAGGGACAUGCAGUGCCCAAAAGGGACCUCAUGCAGAAUGACAGAUGGGUGGCCCCACUGUGUGCAGAACCAGCCCUCCUGCCAGGAUGUUCAGUGUCAGAAGGGAACCGUGUGCCAGAUGGUGGAUGGAUGGCCUCAUUGUGUCCAGAUGAAGAGUUCCAUCAGGAGACCCACCUGCAGUGAUGUUCACUGCUCCAAGGGGACAGUGUGUGAGAUGGUGGAUGGAUGGCCUCAAUGUUUGCAACCCAAGGUGGUCCCAAAGCAGCCUUCUUGCAAGGACAUUCAGUGCCCCAAAGGGACGUCGUGUAGGAUCAGAGAUGGGUGGCCCCACUGUGUGCAGAACCAGCCCUCCUGCCAGGAUGUCCAGUGUCAGAAGGGAACUGUGUGCCAGAUGGUGGAUGGAUGGCCUCAUUGUGUCCAAAUCAAGACUUCCAUCAGGAGACCCACCUGUAGUGACCUACGGUGUUCCAAAGGUUCAGUGUGUGAGACGGUGGAUGGUUGGCCCCAGUGUGUUCAACCCAAGGUGGUCCCAAGGCAGCCUUCUUGCAAGGACAUGCAGUGUCCCAAAGGGACCUCAUGUCAGAUCAGAGAUGGGUGGCCCCACUGUGUGCAGAACCAGCCCUCCUGUCAUGAUAUCCAAUGUCAGAAGGGAAUGGAGUGUCAGACAGUGGAUGGAUGGCCUCAUUGUGUCCAAAUCAAGACCUCUAUCAGGAGACCCACCUGUAGUGAUGUUCGGUGCUCCAAAGGUUCAGUGUGUGAGAUGGUGGAUGGUUGGCCUCAAUGUGUUCAACCCAAGGUGGUCCCAAGGCAACCUUCUUGCAGGGACAUGCAGUGCCCAAAAGGGACCUCAUGCAGAAUGACAGAUGGGUGGCCCCACUGUGUGCAGAACCAGCCCUCCUGCCAGGAUGUCCAAUGUCAGAAGGGAACUGUGUGCCAGAUGGUGGAUGGAUGGCCUCAUUGUGUCCAGAUGAAGACUUCCAUCAGGAGACCCACCUGCAGUGACCUACGGUGUUCCAAAGGUUCAGUGUGUGAGACGGUGGAUGGUUGGCCCCAGUGUGUGCAACCCAAGGUGGCCCCAAAGCAGCCUUCUUGCAACGACAUGCAGUGUCCCAAAGGGACCUCAUGUAGGGUAAGAGAUGGAUGGCCCCACUGUGUGCAGAACCAGCCCUCCUGCCAGGAUGUUCAUUGUCAGAAGGGAACGGAGUGUCUGAUGGUGAAUGGUUGGCCUCAGUGUGUCCAGAUGAAGACUUCCAUCAGGAGACCCACCUGUAGUGACGUUCGGUGCUCCAAAGGUUCAGUGUGUGAGAUGGUGGAUGGAUGGCCUCAGUGUGUCGAACUCAAGGUGGUCCCAAAGCAGCCUUCUUGCAAGGACAUUCAGUGCCCCAAAGGGACGUCGUGUAGGAUGACAGAUGGGUGGCCCCACUGUGUGCAGAACCAGCCCUCCUGUCAUGAUAUCCAAUGUCAGAAGGGAACUGUGUGCCAGAUGGUGGAUGGAUGGCCUCAUUGUGUCCAAAUCAAGACUUCUGUCAGGAGACCCACCUGUAGUGAUGUUCGGUGCUCCAAGGGGACGGUGUGUCAGAUGGAGGAUGGAUGGCCUCGAUGUGUUCAACCCAAGGUGGUCCCAAAGCAGCCUUCUUGCCGAGAUAUCCAGUGUCCCAAGGGGUCCUCAUGUAGGAUGACAGAUGGGUGGCCCCACUGUGUGCAGAACCAGCCCUCCUGCCAGGAUGUCCAAUGUCAAAAGGGAACCGUGUGCCAGAUGGUCAAUGGUUGGCCCCAGUGUGUCCAGACGAAGAGUUCCAUCAGGAGACCCACCUGUAGUGACGUUCGGUGCUCCAAGGGGACGGUGUGUCAGAUAGUGGAUGGAUGGCCUCAAUGCGUUCAACCCAAGGUGGUCCCAAGGCAGCCUUCUUGCAAGGACAUGCAGUGUCCCAAGGGGUCCUCAUGUAGGAUGACAGAUGGGUGGCCCCAUUGUGUUCAGAACCAGCCCUCCUGCCAGGAUGUCCAGUGUCAGAUGGGAACCGUGUGCCAGAUGGUGGAUGGAUGGCCUCAUUGUGUCCAAAUCAAGACCUCUAUCAGGAGACCCACCUGUAGUGAUGUUCGGUGCUCCAAGGGGACAGUGUGUGAGAUGGUGGAUGGAUGGCCUCAAUGUUUGCAACCCAAGGUGGCCCCAAGGCAGCCUUCUUGCAAGGACAUGCAGUGUCCCAAAGGGACGUCGUGUAGGAUGACAGAUGGGUGGCCCCACUGUGUGCAGAACCAGCCCUCAUGCCAGGACGUCCAAUGUCAGAAGGGAACCGUGUGCCAGAUGGUCAAUGGUUGGCCCCAGUGUGUCCAGACGAAGACUUCCAUCAGGAGACCCACCUGUAGUGACCUACGGUGUUCCAAAGGUUCAGCGUGUGAGACGGUGGAUGGUUGGCCUCAGUGUGUUCAACCCAAGGUGGUCCCAAGGCAGCCUUCUUGCAAAGACAUGCAGUGUCCCAAGGGGUCCUCAUGUAGGAUGACAGAUGGGUGGCCGCAUUGUGUUCAGAACCAGCCGUCCUGCCAGGAUGUCCAAUGCCAAAAGGGAACGGAGUGUCAGACAGUGAAUGGUUGGCCUCAGUGUGUCCAGACAAAGACUUCCAUCAGGAGACCCACCUGCAGUGAUGUUCGGUGCUCCAAGGUGAUGGUGUGUCAGAUAGUGGAUGGAUGGCCUCAAUGUUUGCAACCCAAGGUGGUCCCAAGGCAGCCUUCUUGCAAGGACAUGCAGUGUCCCAAAGGGACGUCGUGUAGGAUAAGAGAUGGGUGGCCCCACUGUGUGCAGAACCAGCCCUCCUGCCAGGAUGUCCAAUGCCAAAAGGGAACCGUGUGCCAGAUGGUCAAUGGUUGGCCCCAGUGUGUCCAGACGAAGAGUUCCAUCAGGAGACCCACCUGCAGUGACGUUCGGUGCUCCAAGGGGAUGGUGUGUCAGAUAGUGGAUGGAUGGCCUCAAUGCGUUCAACCCAAGGUGGUCCCAAGGCAGCCUUCUUGCAAGGACAUGCAGUGUCCCAAGGGGUCCUCAUGUAGGAUGACAGAUGGGUGGCCCCAUUGUGUUCAGAACCAGCCCUCAUGCCAGGAUGUUCAGUGUCAGAAGGGAACCGUGUGCCAGAUGGUGGAUGGAUGGCCUCAUUGUGUCCAAAUCAAGACUUCCAUCAGGAGACCCACCUGCAGUGAUGUUCGGUGCUCCAAGGGGACAGUGUGUGAGAUGGUGGAUGGAUGGCCUCAAUGUGUUCAACCCAAGGUGGUCCCAAGGCAGCCUUCUUGCAAGGACAUGCAGUGUCCCAAAGG